Molecule: messenger RNA, 6393 nt
Organism: Leucoraja erinaceus (little skate)
Lineage: Eukaryota; Metazoa; Chordata; Chondrichthyes; Rajiformes; Rajidae
Gene: pnpla2
Product: patatin-like phospholipase domain containing 2
Exons: 9
Coding region: 191-1639 (482 amino acids)
Biological process (GO): triglyceride catabolic process; lipid homeostasis; positive regulation of triglyceride catabolic process
Cellular component (GO): membrane; lipid droplet; cytoplasm
Molecular function (GO): triacylglycerol lipase activity
Source: RefSeq, a predicted model, not a curated record
ACAGCAGUGCCGGUCAAAGGUACGUUGUCGGCCGGUAGAGGACAGCAGGGUAGAGGAAGAGACGGUCAGAGGAAGAGACGAGAGGAAAGGAGAGAGGAGCGGAGCAGGACAGAGGAGACAAGAGAAAGGGAGAGCAGGGCUGGGCGGAGCGAUGUGAGCGCGGCUGGCAUUUGCUGUCAAAGCCCAGGAGAUGCUGCAACCAGACGAUUCGUCCUGGAGCAUUUCGUUCGCCGGCUGCGGAUUCCUCGGCAUUUACCAUGUGGGGGUUGCCAGCUGCCUGUGCGAGCACGCCCCGCAUCUGGUGCAUAACGCCAGCAACAUCUACGGGGCAUCGGCCGGCGCGCUGACAGCCAGCGCCUUGGUCAGCGGAGCCUGUCUAGGAGAAUCUGGUGCAAAUAUUAUUGAUGUUGCUAAGGAGGCACGCAAGAGAUUUCUGGGCCCUCUGCACCCUUCCUUUAACAUUGUGAAGGUUAUCCGUAGCCGGCUUUACAAGGGGCUCCCAGACAACGCACAUGAGUUGGCAACUGGUCGGUUGGGCAUUUCGUUGACCCGUGUGUCCGAUGGAGAGAAUGUACUGGUGACGGUGUUUAACACUAAAGAGGAGCUGGUGCAGGCCUGCAUUUGCAGCACAUUUAUCCCCGUGUACUGUGGACUAAUACCACCAACACUGCAAGGAGUGCGAUACGUCGAUGGAGGAAUUACAGAUAAUUUACCUCUGUAUGAACUCAAGAACACAAUUACUGUGUCUCCCUUUGCUGGAGAAAGUGACAUCUGUCCUCGGGAUUGCUCCAGCAACAUGCAUGAGUUGAGAAUAACGAAUACCAGCAUCCAGUUCAACCUGCAGAACAUGUACCGCCUUUCCAAGGCCUUAUUUCCUCCUGACCAAGAGGUGAUGCGUGAUAUGUGUAAGCAGGGAUACAGUGAUGCACUUGACUAUCUCAAGAGGAAUGCUUUGUUGAACCGGCCACAGCCUUUGUGCGGCCUUGCUCAGCUUGCCCUACAUGACAAUCAUGAUGAAGAUAAUGAAGAAGAAGCAGGAAUGGAAGCAGCAGAGGCAAAUCAAAUGGAAGUCAAAGGAGGUUUGAACAAGAAUAAUGACGAGAUUCUGGAGCACCUGCCGCCACGGCUUCACCAAGCACUAAUUGAAGCGUGUGCUGAAAAAAGGAGUUUUCACAGCAACUUUUCAAACCUGCUGCCUGUCCGCUUAUUCUCUGCCAUGAUGCUGCCAUACACCUUGCCCGUGGAAUCAGCAGUUUCAUUCACUGUAAGAAUCCUGGAAUGGUUGCCUGAUCUCCCAGAGGACAUUGACUGGAUGAAAGAUCAGAUCGCUAAUGUCUUGUGUUACUUUGCCACCAAUGCCAAGGCAAAAUUGGGACAUCAUCUUUCCACAAGGUUGCCAUGCAGCACGAGGCUACAAAAGACUCAAAGCCUUCUCAUACUGCCAACGUCGUCUGCCAGUUCUCUCCAGCAAUGGAUCCGAAGCAAUACUUCGGUGAACGAUCUCAUUCUGAAAUGUGAACAGUACCAACGGUACCUGUGGCCCAGCAUGCCCUUCGUCAACUGGAAACUCCAGGCCCCCACAUGCCAACAGGAUCUGGAUACUGGUUUAGAAAUGAAACCAUCACCCGCUUCUCCAUAGAAACCAGACUGAAUGUCAGAGGGGGCAACCUUCCUCACACAGCAAGCACUUCUUACUGAAAGUAUCAUAUAUUCCAGCGAGUUUCAUUGAACACAUACAGCUUGUACAGAUUUCUCUUAUAUAUCAAAGGGUGGCACAGUGGCGCAACGGUAGAGUUGCAGCCUUACAGCGCCAGCCACUUGGGUUUGACCCUGACAAUAGAUGCUGCCUGUGCAGAGUUUGCACGUUCUCCCUGUGACUGCGUGGGUUUCUCCGGUUGCUCCGGUUUCCUCCCACAUUCCAAAAACGUGCAGGUUUGUAGGUUAAUUGGCUUCUGUAAAUGCAAAUUGCCCCUAGUGCGUAACAUAGUGCUAGUGUAUGGAGUGAUCACUGGCCGGCGCGGACAGGGUGGGCCAAAGGGCCUGUUUCCAUGCUGUAUCUCUAAAGUCCAAUGGAAAUCAACAUGACAUCUGUUUCAAAAGCAGUGGAAUAACAUGAGGCACUUAUGAAGAACACAUCUUCCAGUUGAACACAUUAUUCUCAAUUAAUCAUUUCCACAGAGUUUACUGGGAUGCACACUUCUCUGUUUCAGUAGUAUAAGACCUAGAUUGUGGUAAUUGUUUAUUUAAUAUAACUUUCUUACUUUUCGAAAGAUGAAUUUAAAUGAUACAAAGUUUUUCUUUAUAUUUAGCUAUGAAAUUAGUUUGGUAAAAAUAUAUUUAGGUAAAUACAAUCAAAAUUAUGGAGCUGAAUUUAGUUUAUGAAUUGAAUCUUAAAGGGAAUUGUGAGUUUUCAUAAGGGAAAAAAACGCCAAUGGAAACCCAAAGACAAACUUAGUCUCAUAAAAAAAAUAUAUAUAUUUGUAGAUGGAGGGGUCAUUUAUACAAAAUGAUUAGUUUCUACAGGUGAUUACAGUGAAAAUUAUAAUGCAAGUCGAUUGGCCUCUAAAUUGCCUCGAGUGUGCAGGGAGAGGAUGUGAAAGUGCAAUAACAUAGAACUAGUGUGAAUGGACGAUCGAUAGUUGGUAUGGGCUCGUAGGGCCAAAGGGCCUGUUGCUAUGCUGUAUCUUUCAAUCAAUCAAACCACUUCUGCGCCAGAUCAAUGCAAUUCUCCACUACUUCCUAAGUCCUUUUCAUUUGCAACUGCUACUGUGGAGUAUUUAAAAUGCAUCUCGAUAUCUUUUUGUUUCAAGUCUUGUUUUUUUUUAACAUGUUGAAUAUAUUUGGUGUUAAGAAUUUUGCUGUUUUAAAAAAAAGUUUGGCUGUUUAUAUUUAUGUUAAUUCCAUAAGAUGUUUUAAUGUUAUGUUCUUUGACCACUCAAUUCAUACAUCAAACUAUGGUUUAUUUUUAAGGAUAUUUUAUUUCUGAUCCACUAUUUUUACGUUUUAAGACUCCAAAGUUAUCUAUAUUCGUUCGCUCUUCAGGGUGUAACUUUCAGCUUCUAAGUUUGUGAAUGCGUAUAAUCUGUUAUCGUUAAAUAAAAGGUAAUAUUAACAGCCAAAGUCAACACAAGCAACCAAAAGCAAAGCAAUUCCCCACUAAAUCAUGACAGCCAAGACCAACAAGAGGUCACCACCCCACCUCGUCUUUGUUUAGAGCACUGAAGUAGGAGAAAGGGAAAAGAAGAAAUACACAAGGACGUAUCUUGAAAGUUUAUUUUAGAAGUGAGAUUGGAUGGAGUUCAGCAGAAGUGGAUGGGGAUCAAACUGUGGCAGUAUCAUAUCAGGAGCUUUUUAUUUGACCAGCCUGAGUUUCAGAAAUUCCACCUUAAUUAAUGAAAUGGCCUACUUGAAAUCCUUUUGUUUAAAAUUUUGUUUUUUUAUCAAGAUUUUGUACUGCUUCCCUGGCCUGUGAUGUAAUUUUACUUCGAACCUCAACACACAUCCAUUAUCAUUGACCAUUGUAACUCAUCGGGUAGUUAUAAAAAAGGCUGCAUUCCAGUCAGGUCUCUCUGUCAAGUUAUUCUACUUUUUUAAAUUAUAAUCCUUGCGUGCGAAUACAUGACCCUGUGAGCGAAGAAUGGUCUUGUAAGCAUACCUAUUUUUUUAAAUUGUUAACUUGUACUUGAGGCACUAUUACCCAGAGAUUCAUCCCUAGUCAAUACUGCACACUGUAUAGUAUUGAGGGCACAUGGUAAAGGGUCUCUGAUAUUCAAAUCCCAUUGAAGUUGUUGGAGUUGCAGCACCAAAGUAACACUGCUGUUCAAGGAUGAACUUCUAGUUUCAGGUAUUUCACUAAUAUUCAUUUCCUCAUCUAGAACUGUGGGGAAUCCAGGAUAAGGGAAGCACAGUGGUACAGAGGGUUGAGCUGCUGCCUCACAGCGCCAGAGAACCAUGUUCCAACCUGUCCUCGGGUGCUGAGUGUGUGGAGUUUUACGUUCUCCCUCUGACCACGUGGGUUUCCUCCGGGUGCCCCGGUUUCCUCCCACUUCCCAAAGACGUCGGGUUUGUUGAUUACCUGGUCUCUGAAACUGUCCCUAAUGUGCAGUGGAUGAGAAAGUGAGAUAACAUAGAACUGGUGUUCAAAGGUCUGUGCUGACUCGGUGGGCCAAAAGGCUUGUUUCCAUGCUGUACCUCUAAACUAAACUAAACUAGAUUAAUAUGCUCAUCCAAUUAUCAUUGGCAUUGCUAUUUGGUUUAUUGGGCAUGUGAAGGUGAAAAAUGGUGGACAGUGUGAUCUCCAAAACAUAAGUGAUAAAAGUAAUGUGGCUCUUUUCAAUUAUGUUCCUUCCGCCUUGAGACUUUUUCAGUACUUCACGGAGGAAUUAGCAAAUUAUUUGUUGUAGAGCCUUUACCUUGUGCCAUUAUGAAAGCGUAGCCUGUGUAGGAAAGAAAUGCAGAUGCUGGUUCAAACCAAAGAUAGGCACAAAAAGCUGGAGCAACUCAGCGGGUCAAACAGCAUCUCUGGAGAAAAGGAACAGGUCACGUUUCGGGCUUCAGAGAUGCUGUCCGACCCGCAAAGUUUUUUGUGUCUAUCUUCAGCCUAAAUUGACACCCUUGUUACUGAUUUUCAAUCUCUACACCCACUCAACUACUUGGCUGAAAUUUGUAACUAAUUGAAAUUUGUAACAAAAAUGAAGAGUACAACCAGCCCUGAUUGUACAAACUCAGUGUGGGGUUAUAGGGGUGAAUUGCCAAUCUGCCACUAAUAACAAAUUGGCAAUUGGUAUCAACCAACAUCUGCAGUUCCUUUUUAUUACAUUAUGGAAGACAUUACAGCUCAUUUGAAACGUUGAUAUAUCACCUUAUAUAUAUUAUAAAUUAAAAUAUUCUACCUGUGUACAUUACAAUAUUAUAAGAGUUGUAAAAGAUGUUAAUUUUUAUGCUCAAAUUGUAUAGAGUGUACAUAGCUUUCAAUCUAAAAUCUAUAGGUUCCACAAAAUUGCCAAUUAUAUUUUUCUGAAAGGAGAAUGGAUGAGUUAUUUAAGCUCGUUGCACUUAUUUAAAUAAGAUUGCAUUAUUUUUAGCGAGGAGGUUAGUAUUUAAAGUUGUAAUCAUAGAUUGUAUGGUUGAGGCGCAGAGCAAGUGAGAGAGGGGUUGUACUCUGAGGAAGGUCUAAGCAGGGUGAUGAUACUUUGAAGACGUUCUCCUCCUCUCUCCGACGAGUUCUGCAACACCCUCUCUCCCUGCUCCCCUGUGAUUCCUCCUGCUCUCCAGAUCUGCUUUGAUCUGUCAUUUUCACACCUUACCCUUCCAUACCUCUAGUGUCCUCCCCUGACUCUCAGUCUGAAGAAGAGUCUCAAUCCGAAACAUCACCCAUUCCUUCUCUCCCAAGAUGCUGCCUGUCCAACUGAGUUCCUCCAGCAUUUUGUGUCUACGAUGAGAUUGAAGUAAGAUAUCUCCUGUCAUUUCCCAGUAGACACAGAGCUGAUUGUGGGGUCGGGGUAACCACUAUGCUAACAGUCCUAUGGCAUCUUGUGGGUAGCCAUGUUGUGAAUGAAAGUAAAUGCUAGCAAGUUAUUCAGUGCUGAAGGCAAUGCUGGUGAAAUUCUCACAGGUGCAUUUCACAGGAGAGUCACUGGAUGGCACUCGAGUGUCGAAACCCUGACUUCCUUUGCCUCCCUGAGGCCAUUUGAAGUACAGCAAAUAUAUUGCCUGUCGUUAGCUAAACUGGUCACCCAAUCACCAAAUAUAGCUCUCUCUGUUCCUCUCAGUCCUGUUUUGUUAACACUGUAUGAUAUCUCUGUUAUGUCUGAAUUAAUUACGAGCAAACAAUGUAAUUCUAUUUACCACCACUUCAUGAUUUACCAUUUCAACUUACUUAUCAGCUCUGAUAGAAAACACCUGAUUACAGUUAAGAAAUGCCGCGUGAAUGAGUCUGUGGUGAUGGAUAAUUUGCUUAUGUUCUGUUGUGAUCUCAAUAGGUUAAAUUAAAAGUAAAAGAAAACGAAGAGAUGUCAGACAAGGGACAUUGCUGUUAUUGUCCACAUUAUGAAUCCCCUGCUGCAUUGGUUUAUAAGCUUACAUGCAGUUACUUUCUGUGUUCUACCAUUGCUUAACUGGCUAAAAUUAUCUGAUUGAAAAUAAUAAUAGGAAACUAUAAUUUGCAUUAUGCUGCAGUUGAUGCUGUAUGUUUUGAUUGAUAAUUACAUGCAACUUUGUAAUCUAUAGACUGAUACAAACCCACCAUACAGUGAAGAAGAUUUUCACUAAGAUGUGACUGCUUAAUGAAAAGACCAUGUUGUGUUUUCCAAAACUUAUUUUGCUAUACAAUAAAACUGGUUCUGUAUCCUUGUGUGAAAAAAAAUGACUUUGGAUAAUAAAUAUAUUAUAACA